Molecule: messenger RNA, 710 nt
Organism: Ctenocephalides felis (cat flea)
Lineage: Eukaryota; Metazoa; Arthropoda; Insecta; Siphonaptera; Pulicidae
Product: essential MCU regulator, mitochondrial-like
Exons: 1
Coding region: 251-544 (97 amino acids)
Biological process (GO): calcium import into the mitochondrion; mitochondrial calcium ion homeostasis
Cellular component (GO): uniplex complex; mitochondrial inner membrane
Source: RefSeq, a predicted model, not a curated record
CCUUGCGUAAACACAAUACACUGGUAACAUCUUUGGAUUCUGGGAAUUUCUAUUUUUAUCAUUUGACGUAUACCUGUCAUUUGGCAUAUUUCGUUGGUUAGGUGCGGUUACGAAAUGUAUUUUUUAAUUCGUCGCACAAAUUAUAUAAUAUGUUUAAGUUAAUAGAGAAAUUUGUCAUUGAAAUUUCUGUUUAUUCACAAAAGUGAUAAUAUAAGUCUGAGUCAUAAAUAAAUUUAAAAAAUCCACCAUCAUGAUGGCAUGCUCCAGAGCCGUGACCCACAAACAAUUUAUCAGAAUAUUGCAUUUACAAAAUUCUAUACAAAUUGUUCCUAUAAGAAUGAAAAUGAGGUGGAGAAGAGGGAUAUCCCUGCCUAGUGGGGCACUACUGCCAGAACCUAAAAAAGUGCCAUUUGGUUUAUUAGGAAUAAUAUGUGUAGUAGUGCCUGGCCUAUUCAUUGGUGCUGCUAUAAGUAAAUAUAUGGCAAAUUUUCUUGAAGAAAAUGAACUAUUUGUCCCAUCAGAUGAUGAUGAUGAUGAUGAUUGAACCAUUUGGAGCACCAGGUAUUUGAGGAAUGAGAAACACUUGCACACGGAAGGCAUUUUUUGUAUUAUCUACUAUAGAGAAAAUUUAUUUCAGUCACUAAAAUGUUCAAAUAUUUAUUAAAGUUAUUUAUUAAAUAGUUUGUCAUAUACAAAUAUAUUAUGUGAUA